This is a messenger RNA of Humulus lupulus (European hop), 2140 nucleotides long. Its product is annotated as auxilin-related protein 1. Gene Ontology annotation, cellular component: intracellular membrane-bounded organelle; vesicle; cytoplasm. Gene Ontology annotation, molecular function: clathrin binding. The transcript has 10 exons. The record is from RefSeq and is a predicted model, not a curated record. Gene Ontology annotation, biological process: clathrin coat disassembly; clathrin-dependent endocytosis. Lineage: Eukaryota; Viridiplantae; Streptophyta; Magnoliopsida; Rosales; Cannabaceae. The coding region runs from base 224 to 1834 and encodes 536 amino acids.
AAGGUCGUCUCUCGUUUUAUUUAUUUAUUUUUGAGACAGAGAACGACCAAAAAAACAAAGCUUCGAUCUUUCGUUCCCGGAAAUUUAUCGAAGCAGUCACCCAAUUCGCGACACCGUCCUUAUCGAUCUCCUUCUCCCUCUGGCAAAUUUCACUCGCCGGCCAAUUGUAUAGUAUCUGGUUCAGACCCUCCUUGAUUGGCGAUUGCUGUCAUCAACGACGAAUAUGGAUGAUUUUGGUGUAUUAACUGAGAGGUUUGGACUGAAGCCGCAAGGGAAAUCGGCUCCAAUGGCGGCUUCGAAGAGACCUGUCAAUACUAAUGAUGGCCAGAGUUGGAAUUUGGGGUUUGAUUUGGAUGUAAACCCCAACUUAUCAUCUUUUUCUGACGAUCGGAACGGAUUUCAUCAAUCCGGCAAAGAUACGAAAACUCAGAACAGCGGACGCUUGAAUGAUUAUGAUGAUAUAUUUGGCGGACCCAUUAAGCAAUCGGCUAGUCAUGGCGGUAGUUCAUCUUUUGAUAUCGGUUCAUUUUUAUCGGGCUCGAAUGUGAAUUCUUCGUCUUUUCAUACCUAUGAUAAUGAUGAUAUUUUUGGUAUACCCGGGUUGAAUAGCUCCACUUCUGCUAGCAAUGCCAUGCAGAGCGAUGAUAUUUUUGGGUCUUUUGCUUCGCCUCCGAAUCCGAAUGCUCCAAUUGAUGACUUGCUAGCUGAUUUUGUUGGAGCAGACUCAAAACCUAAAUUCUCCAACAGAAACGCGUCGGGGAAUGCAGUGAACCAAGCAUCUGGUUUUGAUGAUUUAAUACCUGGUUUUGGUCCAAGCGUUCCUUCUAAUAAUGGAAGAAAUACAAACUCACAGCGCCCACGUCAAUCAACUUUCACAUCAUCAGAAGAUCCUUUUGUUGUGCUAGAAUCAACUACAAACUCAACUUCAAAAAAUGCCUACGCUUCAGCUAAUUUGCUGGACCCACUGGAAGGGAUCAGUAAGCCCAACAAUCCAGUUAAGAGCUCAAGCGUGUCUUCCAUAGAUGAGCUGGGGGACUUUGCCAUGUUCAAGAUGCAAAGCAAUGUAAAUGGACGUCCAAUUCCUCAUUCUAAUGGGGAAUGGUUAGGAACCACUGCCAACAGGGCCAGUAGUCAUAGUGGAGAUGAUCUAGAAUCCAUUUUUGUAAAUGGCCAUCGGUCAAGCAGUGUACCAAGGUCAAGGACUACUACGUUGGAUCCUAUAUUUGAUUCUCAAAUAAAAAACAGAGGAGUGCCUGAACCUGGAGUGCCUCGAGGAACGACUUCUAGGACCUCAUCCUUUAUGAAGAAGUCUUCUUCCACAAAUGGAAUUUUUGACGACCUUUCUUCCAUGUUUGGAGAGGUCCAAAUUUUGGAAGAAUUUCAAGAAGUUGAUGGGGAAAGUGAAGAAAGAAGAAACGCUAGAAUUGAACGGCUUCGAAGAACCCAUGACCGUAUGACAAAAGCAUUGGCUGAUAUGAACCAGCGUGACUUCCAAUCUCAGCAAGAACAGGAAGAGAGGCGUAGAAUUGCUGAGACUUUGGAUGUUAAAAUAAAACGUUGGGCUGCAGGGAAAGAGGGUAACUUGCGUGCAUUGCUGUCGUCGUUGCAAUAUGUACUUUGGCCUGAACGUGGUUGGGAGCCAGUUUCAUUAACAGAUAUAAUUACUUCUUCCUCGGUUAGAAAGGUCUAUAGGAAAGCCACACUGUAUGUCCAUCCUGACAAGGUUCAACAAAAAGGAGCCACUCUGGAACAAAAGUACACUGCGGAGAAAAUUUUUGAUGUCCUCAAGGAAGCUUGGAACAAAUUCAACAAGGAAGAACUUUCAAAACGCUGAAAUUACAUAUGUGUGUUUUUGUCUUGUUUGCUACUUGCUAAAAGGCGUUAUUUGAUGAAGAUUGGGACGUCAACUGCCACUUCAGUAAAAUAUAUAUACUUUAUAUACGAUAAUAAUGUAAAUUGAAUUCUCAUACAACUCAUGAUCGGCACCUUCCCCAUUGAUUCUCUUUGAUUUUGUUUUCAAUUUUCAUUUUGGUAUACUCUACGAAUAAGUUUUACUUUGUGAUUUUUGUGUGUGAAUCAUUUGGAGAUAUUAUCCCUCCAAAUUUUAGUUUAAUAUUUAAUUAGGACUGCUGGAGGAUAA